AUAAUCAAUUACUCUAUGGUCAAUACCGAUUGACAUUUCGCGAUUUUCAUGAAGAUACAUUUUCAAUUUCACGGAUUUUCAGCCGUUCUAUUUUAGGACAAAUGACUGAUAACAGCAUUUUCUUAAAGACGUGCUAAUUUACCCACACAUGAGUUAUGCGUGCCGUUGUCAAUUGUGAGUUAUCGACAUGAAUGUGGUAUAAAUUGAAGGUUUUUUCUCUACGGGGUCGAAGAUACAUUUUUUCUGCUAACAUGCUAUGGAAAUGUAAGGGAUGGAAGGGGCGAUGGCUUUGUGCACUGCUAGUGUUCGCGUUAUGCUUCCUGGUUGCUGCACAGAAGAUCGGUGACCCGUACAAGAUCCUAGGUAUCAAUCGCAAGGCGGGUCUCUCGGAUAUUAGAAAAGCUUACAGACAAUUAGCUAAGGAAUGGCAUCCGGACAAAAACGAAGACCCUUCGGCGGAGUCCCGCUUCGUUGAGAUCAAGCAGGCGUACGAACUACUUUCGGACACGGAGCGGCGGCAGGCGUACGACCUGUACGGCAUCACCAACGAAGACGAGCACAUGUACAAGCCGCGCCACGACUACAGCCAGUACGCGCGGUUCAGUAGCGAUCCGUUCGAGGAGUUCUUCGGCACGCACUUCCGCACCCAGGACCAGGACAUCACGCUGUUCCACAAACUAUCUGUCACGGCACGACAUUUCGAGAACAACAUAGUGGAGAAGAGCGUGCACACCCCAGCAGUGGUACUCUUCUAUACUGACUGGUGUUUCGACUGUGUACGCAACGCGGCGGCGUGGCGGCGGCUGGUGGAGGCGCUGCAGCCGCUCGGCGUUACCAUGGCGACGGUCCACGCCGGGCAUGAGGCCAGCCUGGCCCGGAGGGUGGGGGUCCACGGUGUACCAUGCCUCACGUUCGUCCUGGAUAAACACGUGUACAUAUAUAAGGAGAGUUUGUCGUCGCUGCCCAAGAUCUUGGACUUCAUCCGCUGGCGGUUUCCAUAUAAGAUGGUGGCUUCGAUCACGAACAGCAACGUGGAGCCAUUCGUGUCCGACUUUGAGGACAAUAAGGUGAAGGCGCUGAUCUUCGAGGAGCGGCACACCAUCCGGCUGCGAUAUCUUAUUAUCGCGUUCCAUUAUAGAGACCGAGUCGCUUUUGGUUUCGUGGAUAUGACGUCCCGGGACACACAGAAUGUAUCGGCCCGGUACAAGGUGGCGCGGCAGGUGGACACGAUGGUGCUGCUGAAGGAGGACAGCGCCGCGCCGGCCGCCAGCGUCAGCACCGCCGAGAUCCCCACGCAAACGUUGCACCAGCUCAUUGAACCGGAGCAGCUGCUGACGCUACCCAGGCUGUCCUCCCAGAGCGUGCUGGAGCGCGUGUGCCCGGUGGAGUGGCGCGCGGCGCGGCGGCGGCUGUGCUGCGUGCUGGUGGUGGGCGGCGGCGGCGGCGCGGCGCGGCGCCACCUGCGCGCGCUGGCCCGCGACGCGCCCGAGCGCGCGCACUACGCGUACCUCUACACGCACAAACAGCCGGAGUUCGUGCACGCGCUCGCUAAUGGAUCCGGUAUCGAUACGUCUCAAAUAGAGCAUCGCAUCGUCAUAAUAUGGCGUAAGGAGCCUACGCGCAUCCAAUACGAGUGGCUGAACGAGACAUGGCCGAUGUGCACACACGCGUGCGACGAGCAAUCAGCUGAUAACGACAAUGCGAGCGUUGACCCGGCGCGCAGGGACGAGUUCCUCAAGUACCAAGAGCGGCUGAACGAGACCAAGCGGGCGCUGGAACAGAUGAUCAAACGGCUGUUGAAACCCAAUGAGGUGUUGGCGUAUGAAACGCAUGUCAAGGAGCUGUGCGACGAGGCGGCGCAGGGCUGGGUGUGGGCGGCGGUGUCGCGCGCCGCGAGCUGGGCCGAGCGCGCCGCGGGCGCCCUGCGCUCGCACCACGCGCUCUCCGCGCUCUCCGUGCUCGCCACCGUCGCGCUCGUGCUCGCCGUCGGGUACCUCAUGGCGUACCCCUCAUGUGAGUGUAGUGUAGUACGCAUCGAAGAAGAAUCAGUGCAGCGUCAAAAAGAGGAAAGGAAAAGGCAGAAUGCGAUGGGCAAACGUAACAACAACGAUUUGCAAUCCGAACUACGAUUGCACGAGCUACGAGCGGAGAAAUAUAACGGGCUUGUCAGAUUAAUGAAGCCCGGUUGUCGAACGAUUGUACUGUUGGUGGAUAUGCAAAGCCGCGUGCAGUUGUUGUCCAAAUUCCACAGGAUUGUGUGGCCGUACCGAAAGAACAAGACGCUGGUGUUCGCGUACCUGGUGGUGGAGCGCAACAUCUCGUGGUUCCGGCGCGUGCUGGAGCUGUCGCUGGGCGGCGGCGAGCUGCGCCUCAACGCGCGCAACUGCGUCGGCACCGUGCUCGCGCUCAACCCGCACCGCAAGUACUUCUGCAUCUACCACGCCAAGCACCCCGAGUGCACCAAGCCGCACAAGCGCAUGACGCGCAUGACGCGGUCGCUGGGCGGGCGGUGCGGCGACCCGGAGGCGGGCGCCUUCAUCGGGUUCCACACCGAGCCCGACUCCUCGUCCGAGGACGCGCCCGACCCGCCCGUGCUGCUGCAGGAGAACCUUCUAGACGGUCUGGAGAACUGGCUGGACCGUCUCUUUGAAGGCAGCACGCACCGCUACUUCGUCAAUUACUGGCCGGACAUGACGAGCAAGUGAUCGCCGGUGUUCGCGUCGAGGCGUCGUCGACGACACUUCCGGUCAGUUCUUUUUAACCUGUAAACGUUGGACGCUGUGUGUGCUGGCGCAGUUUGAGGGUUUAUUCUUGAUUUUUUUUUAAUAAUAACAUUAUCUUUUAUUAUCACAGUAUUAAAAGGGUUGUUACUUGUGAGCUUGCUGAAUAUCUAAAUUAUUGUUAUUCAUUUCUAAACACCAGGUGGCGGUAUCGAUAACAAGAUAUGCAUCAUGACAUGACAUAGCAAGAAUAUCCCACCGAUACCAUUUCAAAGGUUAUUGUCACAUCUUCCAACUAUGUAUAUCCUUAAAUAUAGACAAAAUUGGUAAAUGCAAUAAAAACGGCUCCACUUGUGUUGAAAUUUAAUUUAUUUACAAUUUUUUUAUCGAUAUAUAAACUGCGCCAGCACGGCCACAUGCGCCUGCGCCACAUUCAAAACCAUGACAUGACUAAAACUUUGGUAGUGUUGUAUUAUUUUGUUAAUUUUUGUUUUUGUCGUCUAAGGAAACAUACUGCCCGGUUAUUGCCGUUAGAAUUUUCGAGUAUUAUUUAUGUAGAGUGAGAUAGCCUUUGUGUAUUGACCUCUUUGGUUUGGUUUUAUAAGAGCGGUGAUACGACCUGCGUGUAUUGGAACGUCUAUUUUUUUGGUGACAAAGGAAACAAAUUAUUCUGCCAAAACAGGGUUCAUUAUGAAAUAAAAUUAUUUAUAGAAAAAAAAAAUUAAAGCUAGUUUUAUUUUAUUGGAUUUUGAUUUUUUUAUGGCAUUAAUAUUUAAAUAUAAGACCGAAAAAUAUUGUGCCAAAAAUAUUAUAUAUUAUUAUUUAGCUAACGUAUUUUUUACAAAACGAGUAAAAUUUUUAUUGUUACUAACAUUAUGAACUACAUUAUUCACUCUACACUCACUUUUUUCAAGCAAUUGUUUGUCAUGAAAUCAUUUAGUAAAAAAAAAAAAAUAGAUUUUCAAAUAUCCCAGUUCGUAUUAACGUUUUAUUAUAAAUUGGGAAUAAUAAUUAAAUUGAGAAAUAUAUUACAUUAUUUAACGUUGUUAUAAAACCUCUCAGUAUUAACGCAGCCAUGACUUUUUUUAAUUAUUCCCAAUUUUAUAAAUUUUUGGGCUUUAUAAUUCAAAGGUCAAAAUUUCUCAUUAGGCUAGCAUAGUGCCUCUCUAACGGUUAUCGUUGCUCGUGGUAAAGUCAGUCUUGAAGUCUCUUUUGAGCUGAAUGAAAUGUGAUUCUGGGACCUGAGGACUGAUAUUUGACCUUAUAAUGUAGUUUAAAUUAAUAUGGUGUCAGAUUUACGGAGUUAUUAAGGGUCUUUCACAAUGUUUGGGUCUGUUAUUUAUGAGGAAAAAUUAUGUGUAAGGCAGUAUUACAGUUAGAGCCUUACUAAUAAAUGUGCCUGCCUAAGUUAUGAUAUCUUUUGUCUCGUUUCCUCUGGCGUUAAAUGUCACUCGUCAGAGCAAGACAAAAGCUGUAUAACUAAAGUGUAAACGCUUAUCAGUUAACCUUUGAAUAAUAUACAGACGAUUAUUUUAUACUGCUCUUUGCAUGAGCAGCCAUUAUCUGCUCAGGCAGUCUACAGAUGUGGUACCUUCUGAGGGAGGAGUUUGGAAACAACUCUUACCUGAUACCUCAACAUUACCGAGAUUGUGAAGUCCCUAUAGUAAAUAUUCUAGUUUAAUAAUAGCAUUAAUAAUAAUCCAAUUAUAGCAUUUUGAUGAACGAAUGCUGGACUAAAGAAUAUUAUGCUAGUGAUGAUUAAGAAAAAAUAUGGCUAUGACAAAAUAAAAAUUAUAGUAAAUGUAAUGUAUUGGAGAUAUGUUUUGUUUUUAAAUAUUAACGAGUGGUGUAUAAACAAUGUAUUAUCUUUAUAGAUAUAGAUGUAUUAUUGAUCAGUGUAAAGUAAAUUUAUAUUUAGGUAUUUAUUUGUUAAAGGACCCUGUCCUUAUGCGAGCCUCCCGCUACGUUAUUUCGACCGCCAAUAAAAAAAUUAACUAAGAUCAAGUGUACACUGGUGUAUACCCUUAUAUUCUGCUUUAAAUUUUAUUUGGUACAUUAAAAAUUGUUGCUAGAAAUAUCCUAGAAAUAAUCGUCGAUGAUUACAUAAACGCUGCGUGGAACAUGCAAAUGGACACGGUUCCUAUCUGUUGUCUACUGAUUGUGUUAUAAAAAAAUGCAAAUGUUUACCAGUCUUCGGUAUUAAAUUUAAAUAUACAAAUACAUGAAUAGGGGACCGGCCUUUGUUUGAUUUUGUACAUUAUUCUAUAUGUAGUGGUUAAUAAUACGAAAAAGAAACCCUCCCGCGAAAACUGCAUUAAAAUUGGUUAAAAAAUGAGCCAGUAAUUUAUAUUUCAGAUAUUACUAUGUGCCGAAGUGGGCGCGAAAUGGGGAUAUCGCUUCAUCUCUUUCUUUCGCACGCGCCGUAAUGCCCUAUGACGUCACACGUGGGUAUUGCGCCUCUUUUCUGUUUCUUGUUACUUACCCCUUCUACCGAAAUUAAAAGACUUAUAACUUGUUGAUUUUUUACCGGAUUUAAAUAAUUCUUUCUGUGUUUUAAUUUAUAUAACGUAAAUAUUUGAUAAUAAUAAAGAACAAAAAUGAGUCCGGUCCCCUAUUGAUGUUUUGUCACUGAUGUUGCAAUUUGAAGGGUCGUAGGACAUACAAUGAUUUUUGCGUCGGAGUUUUAUGCACUGUUGGAUGUAGGUUGCAACCAACUAACGAGUUUUUGACCUGUAUUCACCAACGUCACUUAGCUAAGUACGGAGCAAUGCUAUGAUAAUAAGUCAGUUUCUCAGUGGUAACUGUAUGAGAGCCUUCGCAAUGCGUAGGCAUAGGGGCGGUGUAUUUAAAAAUGUUUUUAAACGAACAAUGUCCAUCGCGAAACAAAAAUUAAUAGUUUGCACUUUCUGAUUCUUAUAGGGUUUACGACUUUGUGGUCCUAUUACACUAUAUUAUACUGUUCCCUUUUUCAUUAAAAGAACGCAAUAAGUUGCGCUUAGAUUUAAUUUGAAAAAAUCACAAGUUUUCAAUAUUAAAAAUAUUCGAUAUCGUUAUAGAAUGCACACAUAGAUAGUAAUCCGCGGCAAUCAUGUUAUUUACCCAGUGUUACCUGAGAUUCACACAAACAAAGACUUCAGCUAUAUAUUAUAGAAUAAAUCAACCUGUCACUGCAAUAAUGAACAACUGCUAUUGAUUUAUAUGCUUUGCAUAAUUAUAGAAACUGUAUAAAGUUUAAGAACAAUCUCAAUGUGUUCAUUUUCUGAAAUGGCGAAUGCAAAAACGACCUCAGUGUGAAGUAUCAACUACAAUGUACGGAACUGUGCACGCGCUGUGUCAAACAAGGUUGUGGAUUGAUUUCAUUGCGUCGCAUAUUUUUUAAUUUAUUAAUAUACAAGGAUAGUAUGUUAUUACCUUAUGUUUAAAAUCUUUUUGCAUAGUAUACCAAACAAAGAAGAAGCCGGUCAUGUGGUUAAUAAACAAAUAUUCAGGAGGGAUAAUUUGGCGACUCUCAAGGAAAGUAUUUCGAAUUUCUCCUAGUCUAUUCCUGCUGUAAUUUUUUUUUAAUUACUUAAAAUAUUAUUUGUUCUUUUUCUUCGUUUUUCCCCUACAUUCACUCCACUUCAAUGGGAGUACAGAUAAUAAGAAAUUUUAAUAAGUUAAUUAUUUAUUAUUAAAAUCAUGUCUAUAAAUUAUUAUUGACUAUAGAAUGUGCGGCGCAAUGGGCGAUCUUAGCCUCUCUAUAUUCGGGUGUCACAAACCUAAAUGCUAGUCAAAUGUUGUACCAAAUGUUAAUCAUUAAAAUAUUCUAAUGAUAAUAUUAACUGUAGAUUAUUUUCUCUUUUUAUAAACAUACAAUAAAUAUUUAAAUAGAUAUAUUAUAUGUAAUUGUAACCAUGUCUUCAUUUACAUUAGAAAACUAUAUGUGUUGAGUUUAUUGUACAGUAAAUCUAAACUGAAUGUACAUAAUUUAUGUUGUCGAUUACUGCCUCGGUGGCGUAGCUGGAUUGCGUGCGCAGGAAGGCAGCGCUCGGUGGUCCUGGGUUUGAAUCCUGGGUCGGGCAAAGUAUUAUUCAGGUUUUCUGCUCAGUUUCAGCCCGGAGACUGGAAUAUGUGCCUGAUAUGGUGAUAGAAAACAUUUGGCUAAAAGUGGGUGCUCUGGUUACACCUACCUACCUACCCCUUCGGGGAUAGAGGUGAGGAUGUGUGUGUAUUAUUUCAUAUCUAGGCACAAUGUGGAAAUGUAAUAUAAAAAGUCUUGGUAAUAAUAUUCUUGCCAUGUAUGUGUAGUUUUUGAACCAAAAUGUUAAAUUAUAAUACGAAUAAAAAAAAAUAUCUAAACUCCUCUUACGUCGCUGAUUAAAUUCUUGAACUGUAUCUGUAUAUAAUUAUCUUCUACGUGAUUAUUGUACGUAAGGUGAGGCGGUGCUAUUCCGUCUACAAGUGGAUAUUCGUCUUUUGCUACAACUAUGAUGACCGUAUAUGACAGAGUAAAAAAAUCCUUGUUUACUUACCCAGCUAUCAAAGUUGUUGUUUGAUUAGAACACCCUUAAUUGCAAAAAUACAUUAGAAUUUAGAACCUCCUCCAUUUUAGAAGUCGGUUAAAAAGUCAGAUAUACCACAUAGACGGAAUAAGACAUCCUGACUGUACCGAUUUUUACUCUUACUAUUCAAAAGAUCAUGUGUUGCCAUAAACCCAUUGCUUUGAAUAAAACAGGCAGACUGGCAAGAAACAAAGAUAAUAAAAAACUAAUAAGAUAAAAGACAUGUAUUUUGUGGCUCUCAGGAAUUUCUGUUAUUUUUGUUUGAAAAAUCAAUGUGUAUGUCGCUAUUUUUGUUAUUUUGAAUUUAUUAAACGAGGGUUAAAGGUAAAUUGGGAACGUAACUAAUGGAAACUUUGUGUUAUUCUAAACAAAAUGGAAAUAGAUUAUUACUUAAAAACAGAAGGCUAGUGUUGCCAGAACGCAUGUUUUCUUUUUCAAAAGCAUUUGUUCUUCAUUCAAGGGUUUUUCUAAAAUAUGUGUGUUGCCAAUCACAAUUGCAGUAAAAUGUAUUUGUUACAAUGUAUAAUUAAUUCCACCAAAUGGGUGUCUGUAUAUGGGUUGUUAGUUUUUGUCUGUAUUUAAAUGUUUAACAAUAUUGUAUUAUUUUUACUUUUAAGAACUAAACUAUCCUCUAUCUUAAUUCCAGUAUCAAUUUGUACAAUAAAAUAUUAAUUAUUGUUCUUUA
Messenger RNA from Manduca sexta (tobacco hornworm), 7946 nucleotides. RefSeq names its product dnaJ homolog subfamily C member 16 (gene l(3)80Fg). The record is from RefSeq and is a predicted model, not a curated record. The transcript has 14 exons. Bases 192 to 2705 code for a protein of 837 amino acids. Lineage: Eukaryota; Metazoa; Arthropoda; Insecta; Lepidoptera; Sphingidae.